AUGGCGGACGGUAUGAUAGCGGUGGUGAGUCCAGACCAGACAUCAGCAAAAAUAACAGCAAAAAACCCAAAUCCAAACUACGAUCUGGACUCACAGUCUCAAAGUACAGCCUCGGGGAUCAUUACUGACCUCAAAGAAGACAUCCGUCGUCUGAGGGUUGAACUAGAAAUGAAGGACGCUCUCCUGUCCAAGUUCAUGGACGUCUCCUACGCCCAGUCCAAGCGGCUAAGCUGCCUGAGCGCUGCACUCCAGGACACAGCUCCAUGGGAUCCGUCCACCUGCAUAAGCCCUUCUUCAUCUUCAACUCCUAAGCAACGAUCCCUGGAUGAAGCGACUACAGCGGCACAGACUCCACCAGAUUUGGGCUCCACUCUCGAUUUCCCCGCUCUCCGGAGAUACGCCACGGUGAUCCCGGAGGAGGACGGACGCAUCGUGGCAUGCAGCAACCCGGACGAGGCCUCAAGGAUCACCGCGAAAGCUCCACCAUCAGGAUCAGACGAGCGUCCGCGGCUGGAACCCCCCGCGUCCUCGUGGGCUCCAGCAUCUUCCUCCCGCCGUCGGAUCCUGAAGGAAGCCGUCCGCUUCCAUUGUAGCAAGUCUCGGGCCUUGCCGCUGCUGACGGACCACCGGCCGCAAGUUCCUCUCUGUUCCACUAACUCUACUACAGUCAUCCUUGGUCUCCUCAACAUCCGCUCGCUCACCAAUAAAGGCCAGCUGGUCCAGGACAUUAUUGCUGACCGAAAGCUGGACUUUCUAUGCCUCACAGAGACUUGGCAGCAACCUGGGGACUUCACUGCACUCAAUGAGGCAACUCCACCUGGAUUUGUGUACACCAUAUCCAAACUCAAACGUCCACGUAUCAUAUCAUUCCGUAAGAUACAAGCCAUCAACAAUGCUAGUUUUUCAGCCGAUAUCAUCAACCUUCCCAGAGUAAAUCCUGAUGCCACACCUGACGAACUAGUUUUGCAGUAUAACAAUGACUUGCAGUCACUUCUAAAUACUCAUGCACCCCUCAAAACAAGAUCAGUUUCCUUCACCCGCUCUGCACCUUGGUUCACACCUGCACUACGUCAGCUCAAAGCUAAAGGCAGACAACUGGAAAGACUUCAAAAUAAAACUGGACUCAUAAUUCAUAAGGACAUGUACAAAAACCACAUUAUCCUCUAUAAAGAUUUUAUAGCUUCUGCUAAAACUUCCUAUUACUCUGGCCUGAUUCACUCAAACCGACAUAGCUCUAGGACCCUCUACUCACUUCUAUCUAAUAUAACAAAACCCCCUGAUUCUCUCCCUAAUCAUCUCUCCUCACCUGACUUUUGUAACGCAUUAAUGUCCUUCUUUGUUUCUAAGAUCUCUACAAUUCAUCAACAGCUCACAAGCCAAGCUGCAGUCUCUGGAGUGGACACCUUCACUCCUCCCUCGGUUCUAACAACCUUUUCAAGAUUUUCACUUCCUUCUGUACAAACCAUUUCUGACCUUAUUACAAACUCUAAACCUUCCACCUGCCAACUGGAUCCCAUUCCUACAUCUCUCGUUAAAUCCUGUCUCCUUUCUCUUCUGCCAUCAAUUACCAACAUUAUUCACUCCUCUCUCAUGUCUGGUAUUGUUCCACAUUCUCUAAAAGUCGCCUCUAUAACUCCAGUUUUGAAAAAACCUGGUCUUGACCCAAAUAACUUUAAUAAUCUUCGUCCAAUCUCCAAUUUACCUUUUAUUUCCAAAAUCCUUGAAAAAACUGUUGCUCUUCAGCUCCGUGCUCAUCUUUCCAGUAACAACAUCUACGAACACUUUCAAUCUGGUUUCCGCCCACUCCAUAGUACAGAAACAGCUCUUUUAAAAAUCACAAACGACCUCCUCUUAGCUUCGGACUCCGGUUCACUGUCCAUUCUAAUUCUCCUUGAUUUAACUGCUGCUUUUGACACCAUUUCCCACAAUAUUCUUAUUCACAGACUUCAAACUAUUGGUAUUUCUCACACCCCUCUGUCCUGGUUUUCUUCAUACUUAUCAGACCGUAGUCAAUUUAUCCACAUUAAACCUCAUAUGUCAAACACCUUCACACUGUCUGCUGGUAUUCCCCAGGGCUCAGUCCUAGGUCCCCUUCUCUUCAUCAUUUACAUCCUCCGUCUUGGUUCUCUCUUCCAUAAACACAACAUUAAUUUCCAUUGCUAUGCGGACGACACCCAGCUCUACAUUUCUACGAAACCCUCCUCAUCACUUCCUCCUUCCUCCCUUACCCUCUGUCUGCAAGAAAUCCAUUCCUGGUUCUCUUCAAAUUUUCUGCAACUCAACAGUUCCAAAACUGAAGUCCUCCUUGUAGGCACUCCAUCCACUAUUUCCAAAUCCAAUAGCUUCUCCAUCUCUGUCAAUGACUUCUCUGUUCUUCCCUCCCCCCAGGUAAAGAGUCUGGGUGUCAUCCUCGACAGCUCACUUUCGUUCCAAUCUCAUAUUAAUAACAUCACCUGUUCUGCUUACUUUCAUCUUCGCAAUAUAUCUCGUCUCCGCCCUUCUCUCACACCUCAUACAACUGCUGUACUUGUUCAUAGUCUUGUCACUUCUCGGAUCGAUUACUGUAAUUCCCUCCUGUUUGGUUUGCCCAAUAAAACACUCAAAAAAUUGCAGCUUCUCCAAAACUCUGCAGCCCGCAUCAUCACCAGGACCCCGUUAUCCCACCACAUCACACCAGUUCUCCAAAACUUACACUGGCUUCCCAUAAAACAAAGGGUUAGUUUCAAGAUUCUCCUCAUCACCUUCAAAGCACUCCAUAACCUGGCUCCCCCCUACAUUUCUGAUCUUCUUCACAUUUCCAUUCCCUCCCAAUCUCUCCGUUCCACUUCCUCUCUCCAACUCCAUGUCCCACCUGCCCGUCUUGUCACCAUGGGGGGCAGAGCUUUCAGUCGCUCUGCCCCUCAGCUAUGGAAUUCUCUUCCUCCAGAUUUACGGAACACCGACACACUGCCACUAUUCAAAUCCAAACUCAAGACCCAUCUCUUCAAACAAUCAUACAGUUAAUCCAUUCAGUUAACGCAACCUCAUUUGUUUGUUUGUCUGUUUUUCUAUCCUAUAAUUUUUUAUGUAUCUAUCUUAAAUGUUUUUUUAUUUUUUUUA
Oryzias latipes (Japanese medaka) is the source of this 3099-nucleotide messenger RNA. NCBI's taxonomy places the organism in Eukaryota, Metazoa, Chordata, Actinopteri, Beloniformes, Adrianichthyidae. The record is from RefSeq and is a predicted model, not a curated record.